AUGUUAGAACACUUCGAUUUCCAGUAUUGGGCCUAUGCUGAAGAAUUAUUCAAAGAUAGGACAACCGCAAUCGGAACAAUGAUAGACAGCUAUCUGCAAAAUACUACAGAUCUAGAAGAUCAUGCUAUUCAUCUGUUAUUUUCAGCUAAUAGAUGGGAGAAAAUAGCCUGGAUAAAGGAGCAGAUAUCCAGAGGCUACACUAUAGUUUGUGAUCGAUAUUACUAUUCCGGUAUGGUAUACAGUGCCGCAAAGAAGAAUCCUACACUUUCUCUACAGUGGGCGAGAUCACCUGAUGUUGGACUCCCUCGCCCAGAUCGGGUUCUCUUCUUAGACCUCACAGCUGAGGAGGUGGAGAAGAGGCUUGGUUAUGGCGAAGAGAAGUACGAAAAGCGCGAAUUACAAGAGACGGUCCGAGAAGUAUUUCUUGGCUUACUUGUAAGAGGUGAAGAGGAAUCUACAGACAUGGUAGUGAUAGAUGCCGGUCAUCCUGUUGAAGAAGUUGCAAGCACUCUUUGGAAGGCAGUACAGACUGUUGUCAAAGAGGUAGAGUGUGGCUCUCGAAAAGAACUUGGGACUGUCGGGACGUGGUCACCAACUUUAUAA
Molecule: messenger RNA, 603 nt
Organism: Glarea lozoyensis ATCC 20868
Lineage: Eukaryota; Fungi; Ascomycota; Leotiomycetes; Helotiales; Helotiaceae
Product: P-loop containing nucleoside triphosphate hydrolase
Exons: 3
Coding region: 1-603 (200 amino acids)
Biological process (GO): dUDP biosynthetic process; dTDP biosynthetic process; dTTP biosynthetic process
Cellular component (GO): cytosol; nucleus; cytoplasm
Molecular function (GO): ATP binding; dTMP kinase activity
Source: RefSeq, a predicted model, not a curated record